Molecule: messenger RNA, 1586 nt
Organism: Malania oleifera
Lineage: Eukaryota; Viridiplantae; Streptophyta; Magnoliopsida; Santalales; Ximeniaceae
Product: nudix hydrolase 20, chloroplastic-like
Exons: 9
Coding region: 95-1294 (399 amino acids)
Molecular function (GO): 8-oxo-dGDP phosphatase activity
Source: RefSeq, a predicted model, not a curated record
AUUUGGAAUCGUCAAAUCAUUUUCGUUAGCACGAGCAACUCUUGAAUGUAUCGACUUCUUUACAGUUACCGGUUGCAGAGGACUGAAGGAGGAAAUGAAACGACGUCGUUUCUUUCGAGCUAUUUCUGCCUUCUAUUGGUCUUGCUCUCCGCCGCCGUCACUGGUCCAGUGUGAUUCCCUCCGAUACUCCAUGGCUUGCAACCAUCUCCUCUCCCACAGACCUUCCUUCGUCCCAUUUUCCUCUCUCUGCAACUUCCCAAUUCAUCAUGUCCUCCAUGAGAGAUUAACACUUGCAUUGCGUUCUCCGACUCGCAGCACUCCGAUGCGAUACAGUACACGCUCCGUGCUGGCCAGUGCCAGCAGCUUCACCUGGGACGAUGUCUUUCGAAUUACCAAGUCAGGCGAUUUUUCAUCAGAUCUCCGAGGCUUUUUCGAUAAGAUCAGAAUCUGCAACCGCGGAUCAGAAAUGCAAUCUGAGUUCAUCCCUUUUGUUAUCGAAGGCCAAAUCGUUGGGUGCAUUCAUAACGGUUUUGCUGACCAUUUAAAGAGAUUCCAGGAUGUGUUUAUUUUCCAUAGCUGCCAUUCUAAUGGCUAUGUCUCGCUACAUUCAUUAUUGAGGACACCUGAGGAUAGGACUAGAGCAGUUGGAGAUGUAGUCAAAUGCUUAGGUGAAGAACUGAUUCCAGGUAUUAGGAAUGAGCUGUAUCCCGUGACAUCUUCUUUUGGGACUCCUAUAUUUUUCUCAUUAGAACGUGCAGCAGCACCUUAUUUUGGGAUAAAGGCUUAUGGAGUACACAUGAAUGGCUAUGUGGAAAGAGGGGGUCAAACAUUUCUGUGGAUAGGAAAGAGAAGCCAAGAGAAACCCACUUAUCCAGGGAUGCUAGAUCAUCUAGUUGCUGGAGGACUGCCUCAUGGGAUGACCUGCGGGGAAAAUCUAAUGAAAGAAUGUGAAGAGGAAGCGGGAAUACCUAGAUCCAUUUCCAAUGGAGCUAUACCAGUUGGCGCUGUCUCCUAUAUGGACAUUGAUGGGUAUAGAUACAAAAGAGACGUUUUAUUUUGUUAUGAUCUAAAGCUCCAUGAAGAUUUUAUUCCUAAGAAUCAAGAUGGGGAGGUAGAGAGUUUCAAGCUGAUCCCUGUAAAAGAUGUUGCGAACAUCAUCCGCAGAACACAGUUUUUCAAGCCAAACUGCUCUCUUGUCAUUAUUGAUUUCCUGUUUCGACAUGGGCACAUUAAUCCAGAAGAUUUCAGAUAUUUGGAGCUGCUUGGAAGUCUGAGGAGUGGGGAUUGCUCUUAAAUGUGCUUUUCCUAGAGAACAAGUUUAAAGAGAGGGGUAAGCCCUAAAUUAGUCUGAAUGGGAAAGAACAUCAUGCUGUGGAUCCUUAAUAACUGGCCUAAAGGUAUUUUGUCGUAGUUUUUCGUGUGUAGGUGUUGUCUUUCUUGUAUCGGAAGUAGGAUUAAUCACUACUCUAGUAAUGAAUAACGAUAGUUCGGGUAUACGCUCUGCUGUAAUUUUUGAACCUAAGAGUGUAUCUUUGUUGUUUAACAGGUAUUCUAAUAACGAAAGCAGCAGUGCAUUUGCUUUUUCA